Molecule: messenger RNA, 1047 nt
Organism: Physella acuta
Lineage: Eukaryota; Metazoa; Mollusca; Gastropoda; Physidae
Product: FMRFamide receptor-like
Biological process (GO): G protein-coupled receptor signaling pathway
Cellular component (GO): membrane
Molecular function (GO): G protein-coupled receptor activity
Source: RefSeq, a predicted model, not a curated record
AUGAGCCUUGAGGAGAUGAUGUCCAGCAGUGCUGCAACCAAUGGCCUGGCGAUGACCACAGCUGCAAACACUCUGCUCUACAACAUCCCCACCGAGGUGUUCAAUGUCCUCAUGUUCUGGGUGUACUGUGUCACAAUUCCUGUCCUCAGCGUCUGCGGAAUUCUGGGUAACUGUCUGACAGUAGCCAUCAUAACUCACCACGGGCUCAAGGACACGACCAACAUCCUGUUGACCUUCCUGGCACUGUCUGACCUCCUGUACUCCAUCACCGAGUUCUUGAACUGCACCUCCCUGCUGAUCAGCCAGUUCGACCUACCCCAGGCCUACACGUUCCACGCCUAUCACCUGGCCUACGUCAACACCUGGAACAUGUACACCGUGGCCACUAGCUCAUACCUGGUGGCGCUCAUCUCUCUCGACCGCAUGAUCGCCGUCUGGCUCCCAUUUCAAGCUGGUUCCAUCCUCACGCCUGCCAGAACUACCAUCACAGCUGCCGUCGUCUGCUGCUGUUUGUUUAUCAUUUAUUGUUUUGAUUUCCCAAGCUACUACAUUCAAUGGCUACACUCUAGUGAGUACAACAAAACGAUAGCUGUAGUUUCAUAUUCCGAAUUUCGUUUGAAAAAUACUUCCUUCUUUGCUAUAAUCAACAAAAUAAAUAUGAUCUUUAUCAUGAUGUGUGUCCCGCCCACCACAAUCGUCACUUGUUCCGUCAUGAUCGUCGCUCGACUCGUCCAAUCGUCUCAGCAAGCCAGGAAGAUGUCCAUCAAAUCUUACGCCAGGAGAGUCAAAGACAUCAAGACAGUGAAGAUAAGCCUGGCCCUCUGCGUGUGUAUGAUAACCCUCACGCUAAUCCCCUCCUACUCGAGCACAAUGUUGAUCUACACGGGGUUCCCAGCUUCAGGUAACUUCCAGCGUGUGAUCGCCGCCCUCAUUAACAUACUGUUCCAGGUGAACGCCUCCAUUAACUUCAUUAUCUAUGUCAAGAUGAGUUCCAAGUUCGCCAGCACAUACCUGCAGCUCUUAUCAAUUUGUAUUCGUGUCAGAUAA